This is a messenger RNA of Nicrophorus vespilloides, 330 nucleotides long. RefSeq lists its product as uncharacterized. The record is from RefSeq and is a predicted model, not a curated record. Bases 1 to 330 code for a protein of 109 amino acids. The transcript is spliced from 2 exons. NCBI's taxonomy places the organism in Eukaryota, Metazoa, Arthropoda, Insecta, Coleoptera, Silphidae.
AUGGUGAAGAAAAUCCACAAAAUAGUAUUGGCUGACCAUCCCCUGAAAGUGCACGAGCUAGCAGAUAUGGUAGUCAUUUCAAAAAGUGCUCUAUAUAAGAUAUUGACUGAAAAUUUGGACAUGAGAAACCUGUGCAAGAUGGAUGCCGCAUUUGCUCACAAUCAAGACAAUUGGCUAGAUUUAGAUCUCUCGGACAAUGAAGAGGUGCAGUCUGCGGUUGCUAGCUAUUUUGAGGAGCUCCACGGUUCUGACUAUAAACAGGGUAUCCAAGCUAUUGAACAUCACUGGGAAAAGUGUAUCGAGCUAAAAGAAGACUUUGUUGAGAUAUAA